Molecule: messenger RNA, 2699 nt
Organism: Acanthoscelides obtectus
Lineage: Eukaryota; Metazoa; Arthropoda; Insecta; Coleoptera; Chrysomelidae
Source: the annotation of a GenBank genome assembly
AGACUGAAUUAUCCCACAACCUCCAGCAGUUGUCGGAGCGCGCCAGAUCCACCACCGAGUUUAUACAGCGACUCAAAGGAAUGAGCGAUAAAGUUAAUGAAAACUGCAAGGAGUUCGAGGCUACGGUUUCAGCGCAAUGCGACGCCCUUAUAGCAGCGAUCAACGAACGUCGCUCGCAGCUCUUGGAGUGCAUACGAGCUGACAAGGAGCUAAGGGUUCGAGCCCUUAAGGACCAAGCAGCCACAUGUACGCAAAGGUUGCAACAAACCACAGCCUUACUGCAGUUUUGCAUCGAGGCACUUAAAGAAACUGAUAGCGCCGCUUUUUUACAGGUGGGAUCAAUGUUGAUCAACCGUGUGGCAUCUACAGACCACUCGUGGCAUAAAGAAUGGUCUGCUCCAAGGGUCUCUCCGCAUUUUGACUUAACUCUCGACGACAAGUCGGUUCUCAGAGCUAUCGACCAGCUCAAUUUUAUCCAGAUGAAACAUGCAUCAUCCGCAUGUUGUAUAUUGUUUAUAGCUCCUCUGGCGCCGAUAAUAAUCCCGGAAGAGUGCAGUGCUGAAAACAACUCGGUGACAGUGGCGUGGCAACCACCUCCGCACAGCCACGUGGAAGGUUAUGUUCUGGAGUUGGAUGAUGGAAAUGGAGGUGAUUUUAGGGAAGUAUAUUGUGGAGGAGAAACAAUAUGUACAGUUGACGGCCUCCAUUUUCACUGCAUGUACAAUGCUAGGGUCAAGGCAUUUAACAGUACUGGAGAGGGGGAGUACAGUGAACUGAUUGGAUUGCAGACUGCAGAAGUCGCCUGGUUCACAUUUGAUCCAAUCCUAUCCGGACCGGGACUUCAGUACUCGGAAGAUAGUACCCGAGUGACAGGCGAAGGAUGGGAGCACAGAGUUGCGCUUGGAAGUGUGGGCUUCAGCCGAGGUAUCCACUAUUGGGAGUUCACAGUUGACAAGUAUGAUGCAGAUACAGAUCCGGCAUUUGGAGUAGCCAGGAUUGACGUCGCUAGAGACAAAAUGCUAGGAAAAGACGACAAAGGAUGGGCCAUGUACAUCGAUCGACAACGUUCCUGGUUCCAACACUCGGGCGCUCACGAGCAACGCGUGGAAGGAGGCAUCCACGUUGGAUCCACAAUUGGAGUUCUCCUCGACUUGGACCAACAUACAUUAUCGUUCUACGUGAAUGAAGAACCUCAGGGCAAUGUGGCAUUUAGGGAUCUCUACGGGGUGUUCUAUCCCGCUGUCAGUCUCAACAGAGGUGUCAGCGUAACAGUCCACACGGCACUAGAUCCACCAUCGGAUUCGGACGAAACGUGAAUGUGAGACUGAUCGGCAGUGUGUUAUUAUUUAUUAUCAUAUAAGAUCAGAUAAGAGUCCAGGGGAAAACGAACAUUUAGGUGCUACAUGUUAUUGAUUCUCCCGAUUUUUGGACUGAAUGUUGAAUGUACAUUAUCAAUAAGCAUCGUUUCGCAUCUAUUUCCUUCGAUUAUUAUUGACACUAGAAGGAUAUAGACAUGUACCAUAAUUUCGAUCAUUACCUUAUUUCAUUUUCUUGUAAAACAAAGCAACAUACACUUUUUGUAGAUUAAAUGACAGAGCCUUUUAGAAUGUUUCCAAACAAAGAAAUUGUUGUAGUUGUAGAAAACAGACUGACUUAUAAGUUUGCGAGACAUUCCAGCAUUGGAAAAACUUUGCAAAAAUUUACAAGACGGUUGCCGAUGUUGCCAUUUGUCAUCGCGUUGCUCAAGCAUUCGAUAAAAAAGAGAAGGACCCGUUGAUUUCAGACUGUUUAAAUUAGUGGGCUUGAAAAUACGAACCUAUAAUCAAAUGAUAUUAAAUUUUCACUACAAGCACCCUAGUUUAAAUGGAACAAAGUAAUGUAUAGAUUACAGAUCAUAGUGAGAUUUUUGUAAAAUAAUUUUAUUAGCUGUACUUAUUUAAUAUUUAUACUUUACAUAUCAUGUAUCGUGGAAAUGUACUGGAAUUUGCUGGCACUUUUGCGUGCAUUGUACUUCUUGGCUUUGUGGGAGGUAGUACCAUAUUUUCUAGGUUAUGUAAGAAAUGAUACAUUGUGAGACUGGGUGAGAAGCAAUUGUAUUAUUGAAGAUAUGCAUUAUGUUUAUUCUAUCUACUUAAUUUCCAAAAAAUGUUUCAAAGUGUUGACGGAACGAACAAAUUUUUCAUAUAAGACUUUUAGGUAUUUAUGAGACCUACAAAAUGAGACUACACGUAAAAAGAUCCGGAAAAUAGCAAAAAUGUUAUGGCUGGUUUUGGCACUUGUUGGUAAUGCGACGAUAAUUUCACGCAACUACUUAAUAUUCUUCAAAUCCGUAGGAUCCAUAGUUCUAAAAAAUAACAACAACAAAAUUUUAUUAUAUUGGUCAAGUAGCCUUUUGAGAAUUUCUAAUAAUUUUUUAUCCCAAAACAUCUGUUUUCCGGCCAUCACUACUAGUUUAUUGAGCAAUAUACAGGGUUCGUUCAAGGAGCAUUUAACAGCAAAAUAUACUUGACCAGCUUGCCGAUAUGAAUCCCAAACCAUUCCGAAAGGUAAAUAUUAUUUUUAUGCGAAAAACAAAGGUUUACUUUUUUUCUUCUAAACAAAUUCAAUCAUUUCGUAUUUGUGAGUAAUUGAACAAAUAUUUCGUAUUUGUGAGUAAUUGAACAAAUGCGCUACGAUAUUCGAAAAACAUACGUUACUAU